CUGCCCUUUCGGUCCAGACAAGGCUCGUUGCUCUUGCGGCCAUGUCCCAGCCAGCAAUCCUCUGCCAGAGCACCACAUGUCCCAACGGUAAUCCGCCUUCAAAGCUGGAAUGUCCGACCUGCAACAAGCUAGGCAUUCGCGGCUCCUACUUUUGCGGUCAGGAAUGCUUCAAGACUGGAUUGGACCCAUCAAUUGGAAAACACACAAAAUCAUUCAUACCCUUGCUGCCGCAAAGGACGCGGCUGGCGAUGCCGUAGAAGAUGGUUCGUACAACCCGUUCCCAAACUAUGAAUACACCGGCUCCAUGCGUCCCAUGUAUCCCCUCUCUGCAAAAAGAAAAGUCCCGGAUCACAUCCCCCGACCAGAGUACGCUGACGACGGAAAGCCCAUGGCCGAAGUUAGGGCUGCCGGCCAACCUCCGAAAAUACUCUCCAAGGAGGAACAAGAUAAGAUGAGAACGGUUUGCAGGCUGGCUCGAGAGGUACUGGAUCUCGCUGCUUCGCACGUCAAACCCGGUGUUACGACAGACGAGCUAGAUGAAAUCGUCCACAACGCAUGCAUCGAGCGCAACGCGUAUCCAUCACCUCUGAAUUACCGUAACUUUCCAAAGUCCGUCUGCACAUCUAUUAACGAAGUCAUCUGUCAUGGGAUUCCCGACAGACGGAAACUCAAGAAUGGCGAUAUCAUAAAUAUUGAUGUCACUCUGUACUAUAAUGGCUAUCACGGAGAUCUGAAUGAAACAUACGCAGUAGGUGAAAUAGAUGAGGAUGCCAAAAAGCUCAUCCGCACCACUCGCGAAUGCUUAGAUGAGGCCAUCAAGCUCUGCAAGCCAGGUGCUUUGUUCCGUGACUUGGGAAAAAUCAUAGAACCCAUUGCGCGUUCCAACGGUUGCGCGGUGGUGCGAUCCUACACGGGUCACGGAAUCAAUGACUUUUUCCACUGUUCUCCAAAUAUACCACAUUAUGCCAAGAACAAAGCCGUCGGAACUAUGAAGGCAGGCAUGGUUUUUACAAUAGAACCCAUGAUCAACUCGGGUCACAACUGGGGCGACGUUCAUUGGCCUGACAACUGGACCGCUACGACCGUGGAUGGGAAGAAGAGCGCGCAGUUUGAGGAUACCCUCUUAAUCACAGAGACCGGUGUAGAAGUCUUGACGGCGGGAAAGAAACGGGAUCUAUAACAGCCUCUAGAACACUUUGGUUUGUCUCUAUCGUCUGCCGACUGAACAGAACCACAUGGCUGGUACCUUUUUUGAGUCU
Molecule: messenger RNA, 1259 nt
Organism: Guyanagaster necrorhizus
Lineage: Eukaryota; Fungi; Basidiomycota; Agaricomycetes; Agaricales; Physalacriaceae
Product: methionine aminopeptidase
Exons: 14
Coding region: 110-1180 (356 amino acids)
Biological process (GO): proteolysis
Cellular component (GO): cytosol
Molecular function (GO): metalloaminopeptidase activity
Source: RefSeq, a predicted model, not a curated record